GUUCAGUGCUCUGUGAACAGUGGUUUGGAAUAGUACGCAGUUGAGUCUGAGUCGGUACGCGAGCUACACAAGAUCACAAUGGCCGAUCUGAAGGAUGUUGAAAUUGAAAAGGCGCAGUUCGUCUUCUCCGUCUACGAUUGGGAAGGUACCGGCCAGAUCGAUGCCUUUGACCUCGGCAACGCCCUCCGCGCCCUGAACCUGAACCCGACGCUGGACCUCAUCGGCAAGAUGGGCGGCACCCAGAAGCGCGGCGAGAAGAAGAUCAAGUUCGACGAGUUCCUGCCGAUCUUCGGCCAGGUCAAGAAGGAGAAGGAACAGGGCUGCUACGAGGACUUCCUUGAGUGUCUGAAGCUGUACGACAAGGAGGAGAACGGCACCAUGCUCCUGGCGGAACUCCAGCACAGCUUAACCGCGCUCGGUGAGAGACUGGAUGAUAACGAGCUGGAGGCUGUCUUCAAGGACUGCAUGGACCCCGAGGAUGAUGACGGCUACAUCCCAUACGCACCGUUCCUCAAGAAGAUGAUGGACAACAUGGUCGUCAUUGACCACGUCAAGUAAAUUCAUCUUUAACUCAAUUGUGUACUUUUUCAAAGUCUCCACUAAAUGUCACCCUACACACAAAAGAGUAUUCCAUAUCUUCAGAGAUUGUGUGACCACAAGCCAUCAGAAUAUUGAGAGAACUGUUAUGUAAUCGAGCUAUUUAUAAUACAAAUAUCAGAGAGAACAACAUCCUCCGAGGCCAAAUCGGAAACAAACAGACAGCAACACGAUGGAAACCUGGCGAAGAAAAAACAACAACAGCAAACAUCAAAUGUGAGAAGAAACUAAAAUAAGAAAGCUAGCAACAACAUCUAGCGACAACAACAGCAACGACGAUGAGAUUUCCAGUUGAGCAAACAACAGCAAGUGAAACAAAGCAAUACAAAGGAAGAAGAAGAAGAAGAAGAACAAAAAUGAAAACGAAUUACCGUGCGAUACCAUCGGCAAUACGGAAGCGGUUAUUACUAUUUUUCUGUUAAGAUUUAAAUAAAUUUCUACAUAAAGAGGUCA
Molecule: messenger RNA, 1050 nt
Organism: Anopheles coustani
Lineage: Eukaryota; Metazoa; Arthropoda; Insecta; Diptera; Culicidae
Gene: Mlc1
Product: myosin light chain alkali
Exons: 6
Coding region: 79-558 (159 amino acids)
Cellular component (GO): muscle myosin complex
Molecular function (GO): calcium ion binding
Source: RefSeq, a predicted model, not a curated record